AUGUUGCCAAAGGUCCUUGCCAACCAAAAGGCCAUGACUUUCCAAAAAAAAACAUAUGGGAAAUAUAAGAGAGGUUUUAGGGAUGUUUGGUAUAAAGAUUAUAUUUGGCUUGAAUAUAGUACGACAACAUAUGCUGCGUAUUGUUUUUGGUGUUUUCUUUUCAAGCGUGGUUAUUUAGCUCCAAGAGAUGAAACAUUUGUUAGUGGUGGUUUCUCUAAUUGGAAGAAGGCUAAUGAAAGAUUUAGAGCUCAUGUUGGAUCAACGGGUAGUGCACACCACAAAGCUAGAAUUGAAUAUGAAAAUUUUGUAAAUCAAAAGCAGAGUGUGCCUUAUAUCAUUAGUAGAGUUGGUUCAAAACAAGAAAAGGAAUAUAGGAUUCGUUUGACUGCAACUCUUGAUGUUAUUCGAUUCCUUUUGAAUCAAGGUUUGGCUUUUAGAGGACAUGAUAAGACAUCAACUUCUUCAAAUAGGGGCAACUUUCUGGAGUUAUUAUAUUGGUAUAGUUUAAAGAAUGAUGAAGUUGGUCAAGUUGUAUUGAAUAAUGCUCCCGGAAAUAAUCAAAUGAUUGUUCCAUCAGUUCAAAAAGAUAUCGUUAAUGCGUGUGCAGUUGAAACUACACUUGAAAUAAUGAAGGAACUUGGUGAUGGAUUAUUUUCCAUAAUGGUUGAUGAGUCUCGAGAUUGCUCGGUGAAGGAGCAAAUGGCUAUUGUUAUUAGAUACGUGAAUAAAAAUGGAGAGAUAAUAGAAAGAUUUUUAGCCUUAGUUCAUGUUAAAGAGACUUCAUCAAGAUGA
Molecule: messenger RNA, 792 nt
Organism: Salvia splendens (bonfire salvia)
Lineage: Eukaryota; Viridiplantae; Streptophyta; Magnoliopsida; Lamiales; Lamiaceae
Product: zinc finger MYM-type protein 1-like
Exons: 1
Coding region: 1-792 (263 amino acids)
Source: RefSeq, a predicted model, not a curated record